ACGUAGGCUACUUGUUGUAUCUCGCGAUGGACACUGCCGCCAACAAGCGCCGUGUUCCGGUCAAUGUAGAGGUGAACGUCACGGAAGGUGCGCGUAGCAUGCCUCCUGCACGCCCCGGAGGUCGUACGGGCGCUCGUCCUGCGUCCUCUGGCUCGUGGUUCGGCGCGCCGCUGGUGUACGCUGUGGUGACGUUCUUCAGCCUCAUGAUCUUGGUGCAUGUUUGGCAAUUUUCGAGCUCGCAGAUGCACCCAGUGCUGUCCACGCCUUUCCACAAUAAGACAAUGGUGCAGUUUACAACCAAGUUCGGCACUUUUACCGUGGAUCUGUACCCGGACCACGCGCCUAAGACCGUGGACGCCUUCAAGAAGCUCGUGAGCGAUGGAUUUUACCUGAAGGAUGCCGGUUUCUACUACAAUGAACCAAAGUUCGUACUGCAAGGAGGAGGUUUCCUCUUUGACAAGAAAUCGCCCAUUGGCAACCUGCCAGUGGAGUACAGCGCCCCCAGUACUGAGAGGAUGGUGGUCAUAGCACGCAGCCACAAGUCGGACUCUGGUAACACCGAAUUCGCCAUCAUGCUGCACGACAACACAGAGAGAAAUAAGCCCAGUGAGGACGGACCAGGCUACACGACCUUCGGACGAGUUGUGGAAGGUUGGCAUACGAUCCAGUUUAUUUCUAAGAAAAUGUCACCUGGCUUUAUGGCCAAGGAGGACCGCGACUACCAGAUUGGCUUCGAGAAGGUCGAGUUCGUGGAGCGGCUAACGAAUGACAAUGAAGAAGCCAAGAUGCGUCUUGAGGAGCUGGCGUACGUGCUCGAGACGCCGCAUAGUGUGGUUAUCAUCUCAGAAAAGGACUGUCCCGAGAAGAAGGAGCUUGAGAAGAUGCUGCACAAGUUCCGCACAACCGUGCGUACUAUGGAGAUCGGCUUCGCCAACCACGUCCCAUACGAGCUGGAGGCGGUGGAGGCACUGACUGGACGCAAGUCACUCCCGCUUGUGUUCAUGAAGGGCAAGUAUAUUGGUGGUCUGCGUGAAGUGCAAAAGUUGCAACAAGUCGGCACCCUCCGCGCGAUGUUGGAGAAGAGUGGCACACUUGCUGAGGACAUCGUGUGGUCGGCUAUUAACCAGAACCCGCUGGUGCUAUUCAGCAAGUCGUACUGUCCGUACUGUAAGAAAACCAAGGAGACGUUGGCGAGCCUUGGUGCCAAGCCUGUGGUGUUUGAGCUCGACACUCGCGAGGAUGGUGCCGCCAUUCAGGCGUUCCUGUUCCGAUUGACGCGUCAGUCUACCGUUCCGAACCUUUUUAUCAAGGGCAAGAGCGUCGGUGGCAACGAUAACGUGCAGGAACUACAGCGAUCUGGUGAACUGGUGGACCGCCUCAAGAAGGCUCGAGCCAUCGACUAAUUUGCACGUGUCGUACAGAAUUAAGGAGGAAUCAGGGAUGGAAGGAGGAACGAACGAAUGAACCGAUUGCUCCUUUA
Molecule: messenger RNA, 1480 nt
Organism: Phytophthora infestans T30-4
Lineage: Eukaryota; Oomycota; Peronosporomycetes; Peronosporales; Peronosporaceae
Exons: 1
Coding region: 27-1403 (458 amino acids)
Biological process (GO): cellular response to oxidative stress; protein peptidyl-prolyl isomerization
Cellular component (GO): cytoplasm
Molecular function (GO): peptidyl-prolyl cis-trans isomerase activity; glutathione disulfide oxidoreductase activity
Source: RefSeq, a predicted model, not a curated record